Molecule: messenger RNA, 2289 nt
Organism: Mustela lutreola (European mink)
Lineage: Eukaryota; Metazoa; Chordata; Mammalia; Carnivora; Mustelidae
Gene: ZWINT
Product: ZW10 interacting kinetochore protein
Exons: 9
Coding region: 72-932 (286 amino acids)
Biological process (GO): establishment of localization in cell; mitotic cell cycle checkpoint signaling; mitotic sister chromatid segregation
Cellular component (GO): kinetochore; dendrite; nuclear body
Source: RefSeq, a predicted model, not a curated record
GCGCAGCCGCGGCGAAUCCAAACGGCACUGCGGCCUGGCGGCGGAAGAGCCGAAGCCCACCGGCUGCAGACAUGGAGGGGCGGGAAGCCGGGGUGCGAGCGCCAGCGCUAGAGGCCCUGGCCAAGCUGGCAGACAUCAUGGAGCCCAUUGGCCGGCAAGAAGAGACAGAGCUGCCGGCCCAGAUCCUGGCGGAGUUUGUGAUGGACUCCCGGAAGAAGGACAAACUGCUCUGCAGCCAGCUUCAGGUAGUAGACUUCCUGCAGAACUUCUUGGCUCAGGAGGAUGUUGUCCAGGGACUAGACCCCUUGGCUUCUGAAGACACCAGCCGGCAGAAGGCACUUGCAGCCAAGGAGCAGUGGAAAGAGCUGAAGGCCUCCUACCAAGAGCAUGUGGAAGCCAUCACAGGUGCCCUGACCCAGGCUUUGCCCACAAUGGUGGAGGCCCAGAGGAAGCGGGCGCAGCUCCUUGGAGCCCUGGAAGAGCUCCAGGCCAAGAAGCAGGUGGCCAUGGAAAGACUGAGAACAGCCCAGAAGCAGUGGCAGCUGCAACAGGAGAAGCAUCUGCAGCAUCUGGCAGAAGCCUCUGCAGAGGUGAGGCAGCGGCAGAGAGGAGCUCAGCAGGAGCUUGAACAACUGUCUCAGGAGCUUGGAAGUCUGCAACAGCAGGCAGAGAAGAAGCGGGACACGCUUCACAGGCACCAGACCUUCCUCCAGCUGUUAUACACUCUGCAAGGGAAGCUGCCAUUUCCUGAGGCAGAGACAGAGCUGCCACAGAUGCUGGAUCUUUCUAAGGAUAAGCCCCAGAAACAGAACCCUGGGGAUACCAUAGGGGAAGACAGGAGUAUGCUGUCCAAGGCUGAUGGCCCACAGCCUGCUGGAGAUCUGAGCUCACCUGGACUUCCUGAGGGACAACAACAUGGGAAAGGAACCUAGAGCAGGUCCGACUCUGGACUCUGGUGUCCCUGGACUGCAGGCAUUAUUGUCUUCACAGAAGUAUAUAUGCCUGGCAGAAAUGUGGAUGAGGAAUCUUCUUCCUUGUAACAAAUCCUCCAGAGAAUUCAAAAAAGUUUUGUACUUUAAGUCCUCAGUCCCUUGAAUUGCAAUGUCUCUAACCCCUUGCGGCAUUUGUAUUAACAUUGAACUUCACAUGUUUCUUUGACCAACUGUCUCAUUGAUUUUAUUCUUCUUAUGAACUGUUACUGCUCAGACUUCAUCAGCAGUGGUUGCUUGCUUCUUUAAUGAUGGUUUUUGCUGAACAACUGAAACCUGGGAAAACAGAGAAACCUGAACUUGCUAAAUCUCUAUUUAUUUAACCUCUGCUAUCCUAAGUAUAUCUGGCAUGCGAACAGCCCUAUGAAGGCACCCAGAGGCGCUUUGAACAUUGCAUUUGCCUUCAUGAAGUGAUCUUUCAAAAAUCCACUUGAAAUUCAUGGACCAAGAGAAUGAAGGACUGAGAGAAGCAAAUGAAACUCCUGUGGUUUAAUCAUAACAAACAAUUCAAGUAUCCUUUGAGCACAGACAUCACUGACAAUCUAUGACAGUGGGUUUUAUGAUGUGAAUUUAAAUGAAAGCUUGCUUCACUGUUCGGUGUCCCCGAUUCUAACUGGUUAUGAGCCCUGUGGGUCUGAAUUGUUCAGUGUAGAAGUUACACAGAACGGACGUCCAGUCAACCUUGGCUCUUCCCAGACGCACGCAAUAUGGUAGAUCACCCCCCACCCCACCCCAGCACCCUGUUGAGCCACUCCUGAUUGAUAGACCUUGGCAUGUAAGAAAACUAUUUUUGCUCUGCCUACUAAAAUAGGUUGAAGUCAGCAUGCUCCAGAAAUAUGUGAGGUAGGGAGGUAAUUCCCUGGAAUAAACCCAGGGGAUGUUUGGAAAUAGUUCCUUAUUCCUGGUACAAAGGAACCAGGCCUUUUUAAAAGGUACAUUUUGUCAGGGAAUUUUAGAGUAAAGUAGACUAAACAAAAUUCCACAUAUAGGGUAAGUAGGGUAACAUGAGACUGUGUGAAGGAGCUUUGACAGCCGGAUGUGAUGCCGCCGGAAGGCUGUGGUAUAUGUGGUGUCCCCGGGAGACGUUAGAGGCCAGUGGUUGGACAGAGGGCACUGAAUGACAUCCUCAGAUGCUCAAAGGUUAGAGACGCAGAUGUUGAAACUGUGAAUUUUUAUCUGCUUGUCUUCCUAUUGAUUUUUGUCACAUUUUUUCUUAGUGAAAAAAGCAGAUUUUUGUCAGUUUGCAACUUUUAAACAGAUUGUCAAUCCAUAGGUCAAUAUCCAAUGCUUUCAGGUAGUA